ACCGCUUCGGUGCAAUACCACAUGUCCACAGAUGAGCCGCACAGGUGCUCUCUGCUUCCACUCGCCAUUUAUCCGACACUCGCGGUACCGGCGAGUCACCUCGCGAGCGCACUCCCCGGGAACACACGUGUUUGCGAAAUAAUCGAGUACAAAAAAAAUCGACUAAAAGUGGGAGCCACUUAAAGUUUGAUUGAACAUCCCUAUUCAUCCCGAAAAUGCGCGCCACAUUCGAAAUUUGAAAUUAAAAUUCCAAGUGGUCUAUGGAAAAAAAUAUAAACAGUGGACUUUAUCAAUGUGAACAGAUUUUAAUUUGAUUUAAAUAUUAUCAUCAGUAAACAUCGCGAUGUAUUGUUCCUACAUUUAAGUGUUCACACGGUCUUCUGAAGAACGAAGCGUUAGUUGAAAAUCAAACCCUGCAAGAUGAAUGCAUAAGGUGGUGCUAGCGAUGCGGGUGGCGGGAGGGAGUGAGGAUGGCGGCGGCGGGGGGUAGCAUGGCCGCCACGCUGCUGCUUUUGCUCUCCACGGCUGCGGCCGGCGCGCGUCUUGGAGAGCUCGAGAGGCGUGACACCGGCGACAUCUUUACUAUUACUGGAGAUGAAUGCAGUCCGGCGCGAUGUGCAGAGCACGGGGCCGGCGCUCGCGCGCCUGCGCCGGGCGGUACCUGCGCGUGCGCGUGCCCGCAGCGCGCGCCGCUCUUUAGAGAGGACCGAGAACUUUGCGUCGAUGAUCUACCAGAAUGUUCGUUGGCUACAUUUGGAACAGGCAGCGCUGUGCAACGAAUACCGUUCGUUUAUUUGCCACUGAAAGGCCAGAUUAUACAUCCAUCAAGGGAGAUAACUUUUCAAGAUGUCAAAACACCAAUAUGUGCAGUAUCAGGCGCUCAAUUUCUUACAAGAAAAGGCUUUCUCGAUCUACGGAACACUUUGGACGCCGAUGUCCCUUUCAAUCUGUUUCGUGACGAAGGCAGAACAUUUCUACAGUGGAGCGGGGAGAAUGAUGUGCGUGCAAGAAUGACCGGGCGAGUAAUGGUGGUUCGAUUGCUGUGUCGUGAUGUCGCCGCGACUCCCACGUCACCGCUUGAUUUGCGAGGGGUGUUCACGCCUUGCGUCGCGUUCAGGGUACAAGGAACUCCGCCUAAACCGUAUUCCAACAUAACAGAAGUCCAAUUCGCACCAAACGCACAAACAUCAGGAUCGUCAAGUUCUGCAGGUCUGUCAGUCUCCGAGUAUGUGGCUAUCGGCAUCAGCUCCUUACUUCUCGGUCUCAUCUACGUUGCAUCAGUUUUCCUGUUCCUACACAUCCGAAAACGACGAAAAGCAAUGUCUGAUGAAGACGGAAACAGAAGAAAGGGUGUCAUAAAGAAAGAUGGUUCUAUUAUAACAGAACGAGACAUCGUUAGAGUGAACAACGAACGAAUUCAAGCACUUCCUAAUGCGAUGGGUCAAGACGAUGGAGUUAUUAAGAAAAAUCCAUUGUUGAACAUCAAUCGUCAACACCACGAAAAUAAGAACUUUACGAGUGAUUCGAGUAAUGUAUCAGAUUCAGACGAGUUCUGCGAUAGUGCUCGAAGCGAAGAUAAUUUAUAUAAUAACCAGACUACUGCGGCAGUAAUCCAUCAGCAUUACGGUGAUUUCAAAGUAAAUAAGAAUGAUAAUUCAGAAGUAAGUCAUCGAGACGAGUCGGGCAUUGAAAAGCUACCAGACGAACACGUGUCUAUUGUAGAAACACAAGAUGAUAGAGAAAUAGCGCGACCAGUUGGCACAACACGCAGGAAAUUGUACUUUAACCCAGCUUAUUUUGAACCACAACUAAUGGCGGAGCCACCAGCAGCAGCGUUAGAAUUCUUAGUCAAAAUCCGUGAAGUAAUCGCAAUAGCAAAACACAAAAUGGCAGCGAAACGAUUCCAACCAAGUUUGAACCAAAUACCAGAAGAAGAAACAUACCCUUCUAAUGGCAAUAGUUUAGACAUGUAUCAAGGAAUGGGAAGCCAAAGAAGUGGUAGUGUCAUCAGUUUAAAAAGAGAAAACAGCAGGAAGAAAAACUGCAUUGGCUGUCCAGGUUGUAAGACAGACGGUGAUGAUAUACACCAGAUAGCAAAGUACAAUAUCCCAGCCUGUGUUAACUGUCUUACCAAUAAAGGAGAUAAGCAAAAUAGUAUUCGAAAGUGGUUGGAAAAUAUUCCCACGGCAAAACAACACUCGUUGUACAACGAAUUUUUACCCACAAAUCAAAAUGGUUUGGCAGAAUCUCUUUUAUCGCUCCCUAUCAGUGAAAGUCGGCGGAAAGUGAGAAAGCAAAACAGUUUUACAAGUUCUAACUCGAUGUAUAUGACUGAUAGUUUUUCAGUACCCAAGAAAUCAUCAACGUUAUCUGUUAGAUCGGAACCUACGAUGCGAAAUUACAAUUUACCAUUACCUGACUUUGAAAACACGCAUGGACAAGGGAUAGACUUUAAUUUGUAUUGUCAAACAGUUGCUCGUGUUGAUGAUAUCAGACCUAUUGGUUUAGGUGAAUAUCGAACGGUGAGUCUUCGAACUGCCAUAGAAAAUGCAAGGAUUAUGAAACAAUUAUCUAAUAAAAAUGUUUUACCUGAUAUGGUAAAUGAAGCCAUAGCUCUUGAUCACUGUACAAAGUCUUACAAUCAGAGCAGCUCAGAUGAAGAGAGGAUAAGUAACAAAAAUUCCAACAGUCUAACUACUAACUUUAACUCGAGAAACACUUCUGAGAGCCCUUCUGGAAAUGAUUAUGAAACUGACAGUUUGGAAAGAAGCACAAACAAAAAAGGUUUAUCAACACCGACUGAAUAUCCUGAUGUACCGUCAUCACAGGCUAGCCCAAGUUUAAGUAAUGCGUUGCCACUUGAAGAAGAGCUCACAAUGAGAAACGCUGUAUACAAAGUUCAUUCUAGCAGCAACAGUAACACACCAUCCCCACAAGUCUGUAUUGAUCAAAAUCAUUAUGAAAUAAUAGAGAAAAAUCAACCCCCUCCAUUCGAACCUCCAAAAGCUAGUUUAGUUAGUGAAGUUUAUGUAAAUAAUACUUACAAUUUUGGGAGUACUCCAACGUCACCUAGUGGCUCUGAAUGUUCCAUGGGAAGUCGCAAAUUAGUUACAGCUGUUAACGAUGCGGAACCAAAACCGGGUUGCCUAACAAUUGAAGUUAAAGACCCUCCUGAAAAUUACAUAAAAAUUCACGAGUCAGAUGGUUUUGAGCCGGAUACUUUAGAUAGAAAGCAUCCUAAACAUAAAGACUCUGCAGAAACUACAUAUUUUAGUAGGAAAGAUCUAAUAAAUCAUAUUGAAAAUAAGGAUGUUUCGCCAAACCAACAUCGGAUACAACUCAGAAGUAGCGGCACGUUCCAGAAAACGAGCGACAAAGUGGAACAUCCGAAUAAAUUCAACAGCCUCAGACAUGAAUACGAGCCACGCAAAAAUGUAUAUGAGCGUCCGAAGUUAUCAGCCAAUAUUUACAGCGGUGCCAAAAGUCUUGAAGAAAGUACUGAUGACACUUGGCAGGAAGCUGAAGAAUGGACCACUGAAGAAGGGAGAAUAUUAACGUUAGAAUUGAGGCAUUCUAAAAGACAGAGGCAAAGCACACCUCCCACGAUAAAACAAUUGAAGAAUCUGGCUAGGCCCGACGUGUUACCACCCUUGCCGCCUGCGGACGAGGACCCAAUAUACGAGCAGCCAAUAUUUCCUCCCAGGAAAGUUGAGACCGAACUAAACGGAAUCGAUCCAAAAAAUGUGACUGGCAGAAGCCUCGAUCCGAGGAUAUUUACAAAGAAUAUGACUAUUGACUCCUCCCACGAUAGUUCUAUAACUCUUGAUUCGCAUUAUGGACCUUCCUGCAGUCCAUUGAGAGCUUCUGUCCAAUCACAAUCCUCGGAGUAUGAAAACAUGGAGUCCGUCAGAAGAGCGGGCGACAUGAGCAGGACUUUUGUUAGAAAACGUUCAGGUAGGGGUAACAAUGUCAACACAGAUACUUUUGUAAAAGGAGCUAAGAUAGAUGGACAUUCUAAAGCAAGGUUCCGAAGAAAGAAAGGUUUUAAUGUGCAAGACUCGGGAUAUUUGAGUAGUGACUCUACGUCUUCAAGACAAGUGCCUAGAAAACUAGUGGUUGCUAAAAUAGUGAGUUGUAGUGAAAGUGACGAUACUGAAAAUGAAGCUCGAAGUGAAUCCGGUGCUGAAAGUAUAGAGACACAUUCCGUUUACUUUGAUAGCUUUCGAAAGAUGCAAACUGAAGUAGAGGACAAUUUCAGUUAGAAAGUAAUUAUUUUAGAGUUUAUUGAAUGUUGAAGCUUUCUGAUGACUGUUUAAAAUGCAUUCCUAUUAAUAUAAGUUGUGGUGCAAUAAGAAUACUUAGGUAGACAAUGAACUUUGUGCAAUAUCAUGUGCAAUAAGUAAAACGUUUAAUAAUAUCGUUUAUUAAUAAUCUUAGAUUAAUAGUAUUUUAUGAAGAUUUUUAUAUUUUUGUACAUACUCUUCUACUUAACACUGUAUUAAAAAGAAAAUGCAAUAAGAUAAGUAUUAUGAACGUGUAUAACACGACAUAAAAUGCAAUACAAUAUUUCUUAAUUAACUAUAUUUUUAAUGUUAAAAUUACCUCUUACAAAUCGAUUUUACUUAAUUUAAGAAAACAAAAAAAUAGAAUAAUUAGUCAAUUAGAGAGGCCGGACGUGCAAUGCAAGAAUAGAGUUAGCAAGCAAUAUUAGUUUUAAUUUAUUUUUAUUUGUACAGUGUAUGAUUUUUUUUUUUAAAUUAGGAUAUUUUUGUCUCUGUAUAUAUGGCAAAGUGCGAAGAGUCAGGCAGCAAUGUUUAGCUUCCUAGUACCUGACAGUAUACAGUGAUCCAGAGAGGAUCGGCAAUGGAAUCAUCCUCUCCGUUGGUUUCCAGAGCACAAAUAUUUUGGUUGUGGCAUUAGACUUUAGUUGGGAACAAACGAUCGUGGGGCAUAAAAUGCUGACUUUUUGAGUAUAACAGUAGGAAUAUGAGGAAAAUAUUUUUUUCCAUAAUAAAAAAACAUGGUUUAAAAUUAAUUAAAAAUUAGUUUUGUCAAAAUUCCCUUCGUACUCUGCGAUUUAAAUUCUUACCUUUGUACAAGGCUCUUGUUUUUAAAAGACGGUUUUUUUUUUAAUAUUUUAUUUUUGCAUGGUGAAUAAUGACGUCAUAUUUUUAAACUAUUUUACUCAUUAUUUAGUCAGAUUGUUUGUUACCAACAGUCAGGGGUUUUAAGGUAAUGGGUUAUUUUUAUUCUAGUUGAACUUUUUAUUAUGUAAAAUUAGAAAGUAGCUGAUAAAAUGGUGCUAAGAAAACGCAAAAGGGGGAAACCGGGUACUUGUAGUUUUAAGUUUAACAUGUUUGUUUGAGAUUUGUAACGUUUGUACUUAUUUGGUGAGACAGCUUUCAAGAAUAAGUAGCAAUAAGCAGUUGUGUUUAUGUAAUUUAUUUUUCUACGCAAUCAAGGGGAAAAUUCUGUGCCUUAGUGAAAUAGGGAUAUAAAACUAUCCUAGGUCGCAAUAUAGUUCUAAACUGCCUGGAUAUGCAACUAUUUGUUUGAAAAUCUACACAUGCUGCUAUAUUCAUUUAUCGGUAUAAUUUGUACAGCAAUUGAACUUCUCAUAUUUCUUAAAUCGUGAUUGAAUUGGGAUAGUUGAAACGGUGACAUCUCUUUUCAAAUUGAUGUGGG
Molecule: messenger RNA, 5685 nt
Organism: Helicoverpa armigera (cotton bollworm)
Lineage: Eukaryota; Metazoa; Arthropoda; Insecta; Lepidoptera; Noctuidae
Gene: Sha
Product: shavenoid
Exons: 10
Coding region: 471-4262 (1263 amino acids)
Biological process (GO): imaginal disc-derived wing hair organization
Cellular component (GO): cell cortex
Source: RefSeq, a predicted model, not a curated record